AUGUCCAACACGGUCGCGGACAUCAACCUCGUCUCUGAAUUCCUCAGUGACAACCAGCAAGAUCUUUCCCCGGUUGACUGCAUCGUGAUCUGUGCAUCAGCAGUUCUCCACAGUGCCGAAGUCCUUUUCAGCACUCUCCAGCACCAAUCCCUCACCAAAGCCCUGGUGCUCUGCGGGGGAAUCGGUCACUCAACCCAGCUACUCUAUGAUGCCGUGAAAUCACACCCUAUAUUCUCACGCAUUGCCGAUGAAAUCCAAGAUCUCCCAGAAGCAAAAGUCCUAGAAACAAUCUUAGAGGAGUUCUAUGAUCGAUCUCUCAUCGCCAAAGAAGGAUGUCGCAUUCUUCUAGAGUCCAAAUCUACGAAUUGCGGGCAGAACGCUUCCUUCUGUCGCAAAGUCCUCGAUGAUGCAGGCUUCCAAGCUCCGAGGACGUGCAUUGUCAUUCAAGACCCGACGAUGAUGCUCAGGACUAAAGCUUCGUUCGAAAAGGCAUAUGAAGAUGUACAGUCUCCGGUUUCGAUUGUUAGCUGUCCAAUCUUUGUGCCGCGCAUGCAAUUGUCUCAAGACGGUGCUCUGGAAUAUUGCCCUAUCUCGUCGACCUCGGAACUAUGGUCUCAAGAUCGAUUCUUGGAAUUGAUUAUGGGGGAGAUCCCCAGGUUGAGGGAUGAUAAAGAUGGCUAUGGGCCUCAGGGACGAGGAUUUAUUUCUCAUGUCGAUAUUCCAGUUGACGUGGAAGCUGCUUGGUCUCGAUUAGAAGUGGUGGUAAAGAGAUCUAGAUAA
Penicillium arizonense is the source of this 780-nucleotide messenger RNA. Its product is annotated as YdcF family protein. The record is from RefSeq and is a predicted model, not a curated record. Gene Ontology annotation, cellular component: plasma membrane. NCBI's taxonomy places the organism in Eukaryota, Fungi, Ascomycota, Eurotiomycetes, Eurotiales, Aspergillaceae. The transcript has a single exon. The coding region runs from base 1 to 780 and encodes 259 amino acids.